Molecule: messenger RNA, 1116 nt
Organism: Closterium sp. NIES-65
Lineage: Eukaryota; Viridiplantae; Streptophyta; Zygnematophyceae; Desmidiales; Closteriaceae
Source: the annotation of a GenBank genome assembly
AUGGCGUCAGCAAGUGACGACCGCGACAGGUGUGACCUCUCCGCAUCCUCCGCGUCGUCCUCCCCACGACCGCGCCGCGCCGACGGCGAUUCGUCGAGCGGAGGCGGGAAGGCGGGAGCGUCCGCGCAUCAGAAUCUCGAGGCGCUGUUGCCGGGAAUGGGCGGCGUGUCCCCCAAACGGCGGGCCCCGCACAAAAAGGAAGGCGUCGGCGCAUGCGGAAACGCAAGCGGGAACGCUGCGCGGAAACCUCCCCGCGGAGGCGGAGGCGCAGACGGGGGGAGAUGUCCUUUCGGGCUUGUGGGGAGUAUUGCGCGGACCAUAGUGGAGGAGGAAGAGGAGGACUUGGCGGAGAGUGAAGGCGCAGAGGGUCUGUCCCGGGAGGAAGGGAGGGAAAGCGGAGAAAGCUGCGAAGACGGCGGAACCCGCGGAAACGGCGGAAACGGCGGACCCCGAGACAGUAGCACCCUGACUCGUGACAUUUUUUUGCCGCAGAAGUUUAGUCCUGUUUGUCUAACUCCAUCCCAUGUCCCGUCUCCUUCCGGUCUGACUAAACCCUCUCUUUCCCUUACCUUUCUUCCCCUCUCUCUCACCCCUCUCACCCCUCUCACCCACUCUCUCCCCGCUCUCUCCCCCCUCUCUUCCCCCUCUCUUCCGCCUCUCUCCCGUCUCCCCCCUCUCUUCCGCGCCUCUCCCCUCUCCUCCCUCUCGUCCCCACUCCCCCUACCCGACUCCCUUCCUUGCCACUGCGUUUCGUCUGCUGCUGAGUCUCAUCUCUCCUGGAACUGCGGCUAUCAGAACGACGGAACAAGUGUGGAGUACUCCCGUUGUGCAUCAGCAACAAACGCAGCAGCUACACCAGCACCUGCCACAUCCUAUAAUGCAACAAAGAAAACAGCAGCAGCAGCUGCAGGAAGGACAGGAGUAACUUCCCCCAGGAGUGGCAUGCACUCACGCAUCACACCUCACCCCUCCCAUCCAUCGACUCGCACGGUAACUCCUAGCUUUGCUCCUGUUCCUUCUGCAGCAGCUGCCUCUGCAUCCACCCUUUCCGCUUCGACUUCUGGGACAGCCAGUGCUGCUACCGGUGUUCCUGGGCUGUGCAUGGGUGCUGCAUAG